AUGAACAAAACAACCUGUAUUGAUAUCAAUAAAUACGAAAGAGAAUUGAUCAAUUACAUCAAUGGCAUUCGUAAAAAUGCAGGUCAGUUAAUUAUAGGGAGAAAAUUGGCACAAAAUGCACGUUUCAUAGCUAUUAAUUUUGAUGAUGGCUAUGAAACUAAUGAAAAUCGUAUUAUUACACAUUUCCCAUUUGCCGAAAAGCUUAUUGUCAUCAGAAAUGUAAUAGCUGAUGCAAAACAAGAUAACGUCUUACAGAAGAUUAAGGACGAUCUUAAUUCAAAUUCAAAAUACAACUCUUAUUUAGUUAGCCCACUCUAUAGAUACGGUGGUGUAUCUAUUUUGCUCCGUAAAAAUGGUGGAGCUGCAUACGCGAUUCUUCUUGCUCAGAUUAACGAUGAACUUAUGCAAGAGGCAUAUGCCACAACAUAUAAUUCAUUUUCUGAAGACAUAUUAAUUGAUUGUGAUACAAUUCUUGACAUUUGCAAUAAAUUCAGAGAAGUUCUUCAUUUACGUUUGCUUGACACCGAAACAAAUAUCCAAUCAUUUUUGGAAAAUAAGUUAAGUGAAAAAAUUCCUUUCAAACAAAAGAUUAGCGAUUUGAUUGAUUACGUAGAUCACUUGGACGGCCAAUUCUUCCACAUUGCAAAUGUUAACUUUAAUGACAUUCAUGAUCUUAUCAAAACUUUAUUCCAGAACGAAGAUUUUCUUCAAUUAGUUACUUCUUCAGCUAGAGGUACUGCAGUUUAUAUCCAACGUUCAGAUUUAUUCCUUUUCACUACCUAUCCACCAUCUAAUUCUACUCCUUCUUCCACAAAUAUGUAUGCUCGCUCGGAAUCCAAGGCUAAUAAAAAAUUCUUGGAGUUUGAACCUAAAAAAUUCGCUUUUUCAAAGAAAGUUAAUCGUGGUUCACCAUCUAAGCUCAAUCCAAACUCUACAUCAAAUACUCCACGUAAACCAGAAAUUUUACCAAAGCCAGAAGAUGGUUCUAAGACACCUUCUCAUAAGCAACAACAUAAGGAAAAUAAAAGCUUCACUCCAACAAAGGAACCUAUCACGUUGACAUCCUGGAAACCAUCACCUUCCCCAGUUCGUGUUUAUCCAGCUGCAGUUGUUGAUGAAAUAUCCAAAUUAAUUAACAAAUCAGGAAAACUUGAAUUUAUUGACAAUAUACAAGGCUCUCUUGAUGAAUUAGUUGAAGAAUUUCUUCACUCGAAAUAUGAUGAGCAAAAAGUGAUUGACGAACUAUUCCCACAGUACAUCGAAUAUGAAAUUUUCCAUGGACAUUACUCUCAUGAUACUUUGAUCCCUCAAGUCGAUCAGUUUAUCUCAAAUAUUAAUUUAUCAUUAAAAACGAGCUAUUAUAUAGCCGUUAAACAUACCAAGAACGAACAAUUCUUCGCUCUUGUCAUCGUAGCUACAACAGAUAAAAGAGGAAGUCUCGAUUACGUAAUCUACAACUCAAUUUGCAAUGCUAGAGCUGCCCAUAAAGUAAAAGACGAAGUACUGUUCAAUAAAACAAUUUAUACCUUCGCAUGCAAUGCAAUUGAUACAAUGAGACAAGAACGAACAAUUUUUGAAUUCUCCCAUAAUCAUAAAGAAGCACUUUCAGCUAUUAUUCCAAAUGCAAAACUUGUUGACGGUUGCGCUUUUUCAUUCCAUUGCCAAGAUAAAAAAGAUUUAGCAAAGAAAGUCGUUGAAAUGCUUGCAAAUGACCAUAACAAAGUUCUCUUUGGCAGAUUCAAUAAUUGUGGUCUUUCUAUUGAUUCUAUUGAAAAAGACGAAUAUUAUUUUGCCGUCUAUUUUGUUAGGAUUGAAUAA
Messenger RNA from Trichomonas vaginalis G3, 1818 nucleotides. RefSeq lists its product as uncharacterized. The record is from RefSeq and is a predicted model, not a curated record. Bases 1 to 1818 code for a protein of 605 amino acids. Lineage: Eukaryota; Parabasalia; Trichomonadida; Trichomonadidae. The transcript has a single exon.